CAUUUGAGAUAAUAUUAAUACUAAAAGUUACAUGGACAGCGACAAAAAGACGAAAAAUUUUGAAAUCCUCGAAUGGGAUCCUUACCUCAAGCCCUUUGAAGACAACUUCCACCUCAGAUAUGGCAAGUAUCAGGAAUGGAAGAAUACCUUGACUGAUGAGAGCGGAGAUCUGGUCAAAUUUGCCAAGGAAAGUUACAAUAACUAUGGCAUAAAGAUAGAUGAGACUACACAGAAUAUCACCUUUUCAGAAUGGCUUCCAAAUGCCUCAGAGGUCUACAUCACUGGAGAUUUCAACUCUUGGAACACUACUGAGUGCCCUAUGGAUAAAGGAGACUUUGGAUGGUGGAAUAUCACCCUUGAAGGCUACCAAGGAGAGGAUGGCAAAGUACACCCAAAAAUUGAGCAUAAUACUAAAUUUAAGCUCUUCAUCAAAACUCCAGACAACUCUGAAGGAUUCUUUAGGAAUCCUGCUUGGUCUAAGGUUGCUCACCAAGAUGAGAAAGACCUCUUGUUUACCAAUGUGAUGUGGAAUCCUGCUGAAAAAUAUGAGUUCCAGCAUCCAAGACCUGAGAAGACCAAUGGGCUGAGGAUCUAUGAAUGCCACAUUGGUAUGUCCUCAUCAGAAGAGAAGAUCAACUCCUACAGAGAAUUCGCAGACGAUGUGAUUCCCAGAAUUGUAUAUGGUGGGUACAACUGUAUCCAAAUUAUGGCAAUCAUGGAACACGCCUAUUAUGGAUCGUUUGGAUACCAUGUCACCAAUUUCUUCGCAGUAUCCAGCAGAUUCGGAACUCCUGAAGACUUAAAGUAUCUAAUAGAUACUGCUCAUUCUCAUGGUCUACAGGUCUUAAUGGAUAUUGUUCAUUCACAUUGCUCCAAAAAUGUACUUGAUGGUAUUGCACAACAAGAUGGGACAGACUACCAGUACUUCCACUCUGGAGCUAAAGGAGAGCAUUCAGAUUGGGACUCUAAGAUAUUCAAUUAUGAUCAGUACGAGGUGCUCAGAUUCCUUCUUGCCAACAUAUACAUGUGGAUUGAAGAGUACAAGUUUGAUGGGUUCAGGUUCGAUGCAGUCACUUCUAUCCUCUACCACCAUCAUGGGAUUGGAGUCGGGUUCAGUGGAGAUUACCAUGAGUACUUCUCAAUGAGCACAGAUAUCGCUGGAGUUGCUUACCUCAUGCUAGCAAACGAUCUGGCCCAUUCCUUAAUUCCAAACGGCGUCACUAUUGCUGAGGAUGUAUCGGGGAUGCCCGGCCUCUGCAUCGAUAUUGAGCAAGGAGGCAUCGGCUUUGAUUACAGGCUAAAUAUGUCAUGCCCUGACACUUGGAUCAAGUACUUGAAAGAGUUCAAAGAUGAAGACUGGGACAUGAAGCAUCUUGCCCAUGUUCACACCAAUAGAAGAUACAAAGAAAAGACUAUUGGAUAUGCUGAGAGUCAUGAUCAAGCCCUUGUUGGAGACAAAACCCUUGCACAUCACUUAAUCGAUGAGGAGAUCUAUGAAGGCAUGGCCAAAGAUUACCACUCAGAAAAGGUCGACAGAGGGAUAGCUCUUCAUAAAAUGAUGAAGCUCUUCACAUUCGGGCUUGGAGGUGAAGCCUACCUCAACUUCAUGGGAAAUGAAUUUGGACAUCCUGAAUGGGUCGAUUUCCCUAGAGAAGGAAAUGGUUCAUCUUAUAAGUUCGCCAGAAGGCAAUGGAAUCUUGCUGAUGACGAUAACCUAAAGUUCAAAUUCUGGAGAGAUUUUGAUAGAGAUAUGAACUUAUUAGAGGAGAAGUAUCCAUUCCUCUACCUAUACAGCCACCAAUAUGUAACAUCAACCAAUUCAGAUGACAAAAUAGUUGUAUACGAGAGAGGAAACCUUAUUUUCAUCUUCAAUUUCCACUAUACAAAGAGCUUUGAAAACUACAAAAUAGGAACUUACUGGGACAGUGACCACAUCUGUGUGCUGGACACCGAUAGGGCAGAAUAUGGCGGCCAGAACAGACUUGAAUGGAACAAGACCAACUUCCUGCCCUUAUUCAAGGAGGCCUGGGAUGAUAGGCCAUAUAGCAUAAAUGUCUACAUUCCUUCUAGAACUGCCAUGGUCUUAUGCCCAAGACAAUUCCUAAAAGAAGACGCUUAA
This is a messenger RNA of Moneuplotes crassus, 2119 nucleotides long. Lineage: Eukaryota; Ciliophora; Spirotrichea; Euplotida; Euplotidae. The record is from the annotation of a GenBank genome assembly.